This is a messenger RNA of Histoplasma mississippiense, 3177 nucleotides long. RefSeq lists its product with no specific name. NCBI's taxonomy places the organism in Eukaryota, Fungi, Ascomycota, Eurotiomycetes, Onygenales, Ajellomycetaceae. Gene Ontology annotation, biological process: telomere maintenance via telomerase. The record is from RefSeq and is a predicted model, not a curated record. Bases 1 to 3177 code for a protein of 1058 amino acids. The transcript is spliced from 6 exons. Gene Ontology annotation, molecular function: telomerase RNA binding; telomeric repeat DNA binding. Gene Ontology annotation, cellular component: telomerase catalytic core complex.
AUGGCUGAGAAACGAAAACGGCCCACGAAAGAUCCCGUUCUGACUGAUUUGCCGUCUUCCAAACAUGCUAGGGAAGACAAGCCUCUGGAUGGCUCGAUUUACCAUCCAGUGCUUUCACUUUACUAUUCCCGAGUCGUGACGCUCAGGACUUUUCUCUGCGAGCAGCUGCCACUGUCGUCCAAGUCGCGAAAGAAAAAAGUCGCCUCUCUUGGCCUGGAGAAACGGAAUAGCUUCGACCAACCCCCCUAUCCCUCCGCUUCCCAGGAAGUUGGCACAAGGUUUAAGACCGAUGAGGAAAUACAAGACCUUGCCGGCACCCUGGACUCAACGCUGGUGGGUAUUUUGAGGGAGCAUGACAACACUAUCAAUGUUUCCCGGCAGAAAGAAUUCGCUUCUUUUACUCAAUCCCAAGCCCUUUCCUCGCUGGAAUGCAAUGACGUUGGUGCAACUACAUCCCAGCCAGAUAUUGUCGACUUCGCCAUCCUCACUCUGUUCAAUGGCUAUCGCGGCUCCUUCUAUAGACCGCCGCAUUUACUCUGUCAUGGUUUCCAGAGAGCAUCUAAUCAAUGCCGCCCAAAUCAUGAACAUGAUCCAAUGUCUGGCAUCCGCGGCAUUGUCCCUCAGUAUCCAAAUAAAAAUGUUUCAAUACUGAAGAACUCACCCUGGACUGACGUCCUUGGCCUCCUCGGGAAAAACUGUGAAGAAAUUAUGCUUCACUUACUCCUGGACUGCAGCAUAUUUAUCCAGGUAGAUGAGAAGAAUUGUAUCUUUUAUCAAUUGAGUGAUGUUUUCAACAGAUAUCCACAGAGCAAUAACCGGAACCAUACCUUGCAUAUACUGAAAUACAUUUUCCCACGACAAUUCGGUCUUCAUAAUGUUUUUACUUCUCGUGUGAACCUUAAGGAAACCACCCAACCGUUCAAGGACUAUACUCUGCGCGAGGAAGAGAUAUCAUACUUCAGGAACCAAAGGGACACAUCUCGGAAAGACCCUGAAAAAUCUAGCGAACUUCCAGGCAAAAUUCCGAAACGACUGCGUGGUGACCUUGUUGUCCUCAUUCAGAACUUGCAAAAGCGCCAUCAGCGGUGUCCUUAUGUAGAACUUUUACGUUAUUACUGCCCUAUUGAGAACACCCUUCCUCCGACUCUCGGCUUGGUGGGACCACAAUCUAAUAGUGCGUCCCGCCAAACAAGACCACCCAGUAAAUUCCAAAUGACAGACUAUGCUACCCCGCAUGUUGCGGUAUCCGCAUUUUGUCGGGGGGUGUUAGCUAAACUCAUACCCAAUGAAUUGUACGGUUGUGGGGUUGAUGGAAUUAAGAAUAGAAAUAUUAUCCUGCGCCACGUCGAUACUUUCGUACAGAUGCGCAGGUUCGAGAGCUUAUCAUUGCAUGAGGUUUCACAAGGCUUAAAAAUUACUUGUGUCAAAUGGCUGCAGCCCGCCUGCGCCAACAGAAUUCAGGGUCUCCGGUCCGUCAAGCUUUCGUCUUCAGAUAUCCGUAAAAGGACUGAGAUAUAUCUUGAAUUUGUUUACUAUAUAUUCGACUCCAUCCUCAUCCCGUUGAUUCGCUCAAACUUCUACGUCACGGAAUCUGGCGUCCAUCGUAAUCGUUUGUUCUACUUCCGACAUGAUAUAUGGCGGCGGCUUACAGAGCCAACAAUUGUACAGCUCAAGCGCUCGACAUUCGAGGAGGUCAAAAAAGAAACUGCGGAGCAAAUUUUAAGCUCCCGCAAUUUGGGUUACAGUCUUCUGAGAUUACUACCAAAGUCAUCGGGCGCACGGCCAAUCGUUAACCUCAGGCGGAGACCUGUCCGAAAAUGCGGGUGGGGAGGCUUCAGCGAGCUAGGACCUAGCAUUAAUUCACUCAUGACUCCAGCGUUCAAUGUACUCAACUAUGAGAAAAUGCAGCGUUUGGGCUUACUUGGGGCCACCAUGUUCUCUGUUGGAGACAUCUACUCUCGGUUGAAAGCUUUCAAGCAGAAGAUCAGACCCGCAGAUGAAGCACCGGCAAAUAUCCCAGGUUGCCACUACAGGACGAAAGCCAAGCCGGUAAGGAAAUUCAUAUCCAGAGCGGUGGGUUUUACUGGUCUCACAAGUCUGUAUGAUGCUAUCGUCGACACAGAGUGUAAAAGAAAACGACAUACCAUUUUUGUUGGCACCCCGACGUACAAAAAACAUCAGAAGAGGGAUAUCCUUCUCCUUCUCCAACAACACAUCCAGAACAACCUAGUGAAGAUCGGCAAGAAGUAUUUUCGGCAAAGGACCGGGAUUCCGCAGGGGUCUAUCGUUUCAACAUUACUUUGUAACUUUUUGUAUGCCGAGUAUGAACGGGAAAAGCUCGGGUUCCUAGACCACGACGACACACUCCUUCUUCGCUUCAUAGAUGACUAUCUCCUCAUCACGACAAAACCUAGCGUUGCUGUUCAAUUCCUGCAAGUGAUGCUUAAAGGAAAUGAAGACUACGGUAUAUCUGUAAACCCGGAGAAAAUUCUGGUCAAUUUUUUGGUCACAAUUGAUGGACGAAAAGUCCCUCGCCUCGUCGAAACAUCCCAACGCCAGUUCCCAUAUUGCGGGAAUAUUAUCGAUACAUAUACCCUUUCCCUCACCAAGGAUCGGACACCGAAGGACCCUAGUCUUACUACUUCGGAUACCAUAACAGUUGAUGCCACUAAGUCUGCUGGCAUCUCUUUUUACCGCAAGGCCCUAAACUCCUUCAAAACUCAGGUCCACGCCAUGUUCCUCGACACGAAGCAUAACUCGACUUCAAUAGUAAUGGCAAAUCUCUACCACAGUUUCCUCGAUUCAGCAAUGAAGUUGUAUGAGUAUUCACGUUCUCUGUGCCAGCGAGGAAUUCGAAGAUGGGUCAAAACCGCAACGAUGUCAUCAGCUCUCUUUAUGCGGACAAUCUCAAACCUCAUAGAAGUGGCCGUCCAUGUCAUACAGUCUCUCAAUUUGACUGCUUGCCGGACGAGCUCCGGAUUUGAUAACAACAUUACAAGAUCUCAGAUUCAGUGGCUUGCGGCUACAGCGUUCCGGACAGUGCUUGGUCGUAAACAGACCAAGUUCAAAACGACGCUGCGUUGGCUGGAUGGGGUGAGUCGAGAAUCAAGGCCGAUGACGGAUGCCGAAGCGGUGAAGCUUCGAAAGGCGGUCAACGGGAGAGGGCCAUUUGAAUAG